Nothobranchius furzeri (turquoise killifish) is the source of this 5573-nucleotide messenger RNA. RefSeq names its product inositol hexakisphosphate and diphosphoinositol-pentakisphosphate kinase 1. Gene Ontology annotation, biological process: inositol metabolic process; inositol phosphate biosynthetic process. NCBI's taxonomy places the organism in Eukaryota, Metazoa, Chordata, Actinopteri, Cyprinodontiformes, Nothobranchiidae. The record is from RefSeq and is a predicted model, not a curated record. Gene Ontology annotation, molecular function: diphosphoinositol pentakisphosphate kinase activity; inositol hexakisphosphate kinase activity; 5-diphosphoinositol pentakisphosphate 1-kinase activity. Gene Ontology annotation, cellular component: cytosol.
AGGCCGGCUUCACCGCAGUCCCUCCCCGUGCUACAAGCCGCAGCCAAGACCUUCUCAGUGUACUUAGAACAUUCUGUAGACCCGAUGAGAAAGAGAGAGAAGGAAGGAAGGAAGUGGUCGAGGAUUAGGUGGUUGAAGACAUUCUACAUGUCUACGUAAACUUUGACGUUGGUUGGAUAACUUUAUUGUAAGUUUAAAAGAGUAAAGAAAGAGAGGCAGCUGCGCGUCGCUUCACCCAGGCUGAGCGGAAACAAGGAAGUGAAGCGAAACGGUCAAACAAAUGUAAACCUAAGAGGAGAUACCAGGAUCUACCAGGAUCUUCAUGGCCUACCUCAAUACUCCUACUUAUCUAUCCCGCAUCUUUUCCCAACCUAACUCCUGAGAACGGCCACCAGGCCUUGGGCUUUAUCCUGUGGCCUCUACUGUGGAGGCCUUUCUCGUUAGGAUCUUAACUCCCACAAAGCACUGCUUUCCCGGAGCAGCCAUGGCACCAUUGGAUUUGUAAUGUCCAUGUCUGGUAACGAAUCGGGACAAGUGGAUGAAAGGGGGCAGAUUCUCAGAGACGUUCCCUUGUUUGUGAUUGGAUGUGACGAUGAUGAGCUGGAUAGUGGUCAAAUGGAUGCUGAUGUAAAGAAAGACUCGUUUCAAGAAGAGGACAUGGAGGAUAAUGACAACAAGUUGCGACAGGUUGUUGUGGGGAUAUGCGCAAUGAUGAAGAAGUCCAAGUCAAAGCCCAUGACUCAGAUCUUGGAGAGACUGUGUAAGUUUGAAUACAUCGAUGUAGUCAUCUUUCCUGAGGAGGUGAUUCUGGAGGAACCUGUGGAGAAAUGGCCACUCUGCGAUUGUCUUAUCUCCUUCCAUUCAAAAGGUUUCCCUCUUGACAAAGCAGUUGAAUAUGCUGAGCUCAGGAAUCCACUGCUUAUCAAUGAUCUCAACAUGCAGUAUUUCAUUCAGGACAGGAGGGAAGUGUACCGGAUCCUUCAGGAAGAGGGCAUCGACCUUCCUCGCUAUGCUGUGUUGAACCGAGACCCUGACAAUCCUGAAGACUGUAACCUGGUGGAGGGGGAGGACCAUGUUGAGGUGAAUGGAGAGGUGUUUCCUAAACCCUUUGUGGAGAAACCUGUGUGUGCUGAGGACCACAAUGUAUACAUCUACUACCCAACAUCUGCAGGAGGAGGCAGCCAGAGGCUGUUCAGAAAGAUAGGGAGUCGCAGCAGUGUGUACUCCCCAGAGAGCAGUGUGAGAAAAACGGGCUCCUACAUCUACGAGGAGUUCAUGCCCACAGAUGGCACUGAUGUGAAGGUCUACACUGUUGGUCCAGACUAUGCCCAUGCUGAGGCCAGAAAGUCUCCAGCACUGGAUGGUAAGGUGGAGAGAGACAGUGAGGGGAAGGAGAUCCGAUAUCCAGUCAUGCUCACUGCUAUGGAGAAACUGGUUGCCCGAAAAGUCUGCUUGGCCUUUAAGCAAACAGUGUGUGGAUUUGAUCUGCUCAGAGCCAAUGGCCACUCCUACGUCUGUGAUGUGAAUGGCUUCAGCUUUGUGAAAAACUCAAUGAAAUACUACGAUGAUUGUGCCAAAGUCCUGGGAAACAUGGUAAUGAGGGAAUUAGCCCCCCAGCUUCACAUCCCCUGGUCAAUCCCCAUGGAGGCUGAAGACAUCCCCAUCGUCCCAACAACCUCAGGAACCAUGAUGGAGCUGCGCUGCGUCAUUGCCAUCAUCCGCCAUGGAGAUCGAACACCAAAGCAAAAGAUGAAAAUGGAGGUCCGACAUCCCCUAUUUUUUGAAUUGUUCAAAAAAUACGGAGGAUACAAGACGGGCAAGAUAAAACUAAAAAAACCCAAACAACUGCAGGAAGUGCUGGAUAUCGCUCGCUUGCUGCUGAUUGAACUUGGGCAGCAUAAUGACUGUGAGAUCGAGGAGAAGAAAUCCAAACUGGAGCAGCUCAAGACAGUGUUGGAAAUGUACGGCCAUUUCUCAGGUAUCAACAGGAAAGUUCAGCUGACUUACCUUCAAAACGGUCAACCCAAAGCGUCCAGUGAAGAAGAAGAAUUUAAGAGGGAUGGCCCGUCUUUGCUGCUGGUGUUGAAGUGGGGCGGGGAGCUGACUCCUGCUGGCCGGGUUCAAGCUGAAGAGCUGGGCAGGGCCUUCCGUUGCAUGUACCCAGGGGGUCAAGGUGACUAUGCUGGGUUUCCUGGCUGUGGCCUGCUGCGCCUUCACAGCACCUACCGCCAUGAUCUAAAGAUCUACGCCUCUGAUGAAGGCAGAGUACAGAUGACAGCCGCAGCAUUCGCCAAGGGUCUUCUGGCUCUGGAGGGGGAGCUAACACCCAUCCUGGUUCAGAUGGUGAAGAGCGCCAACAUGAACGGGCUUCUGGACAGCGACUCUCUGACUGACUGCCAACAGAAGGUGAAGGCCAGGUUACAUGAUAUCAUGCAGAAAGACCAAGACUUUACACAAGAAGACUAUCAGAAGUUGGCUCCAACAGGCGGCUCAUCGCUAAUAAACUCUAUGAAGGUCAUCGAGAAUCCGGUCAAAACCUGUGACAAGGUCUAUGCGCUCAUCCAGAGUCUCACCUCUCAGAUCCGAAAGAGGCUGGAGGACCCAAAGUCAUCAGAUCUGCAGCUUUACCACAGUGAGACGCUGGAGCUGAUGUUACAGCGUUGGUCCAAGCUGGAGAGAGACUUCCGGAUGAAGAACGGUCGCUAUGACAUUAGCAAGAUCCCAGACAUCUACGACUGCAUCAAAUAUGACUCUCAGCACAAUGCCUCUCUCAGCCUGGAGGACACUUUAGAGCUGUUUCGAUUGUCACGUGCACUGGCUGACAUCGUCAUACCACAGGAAUAUGGCAUCAGUAAAGCAGAGAAGCUCGACAUCGCUCAGGCUUACUGCGUUCCUCUUAUGAGAAAAAUUCAGCUGGACCUACAGAGAACCCAUGAGGACGAGGCCGUCAAUAAGCUGCACCCACUGUAUUCUCGAGGCGUAAUGUCCCCGGGUCGUCAUGUUCGCACACGGCUCUACUUCACCAGCGAGAGCCACGUUCACUCGCUGCUCAGCAUGUUUCGCUAUGGAGGACUCCUGGAUGAGGAGAAGGACCAGCAGUGGAGACAGGCCAUGGACUACCUGAGCGCCGUAACUGAACUCAACUACAUGACUCAAAUCGUCAUCAUGCUGUAUGAAGACAACAACAAGGAACCCUCCUCAGAGGAGCGUUUCCAUGUGGAGCUUCACUUCAGUCCAGGAGUCAAAGGGUGUGAAGAUGAAGAGAAUGUGCCUCUUGGUUUUGGUUUCCGGCCUGCCUCAUCAGAGAAUGAAGACAAGAAGCCCAAUCAGGGCAGUUUGGAGGAUCUUUCCCAGGACCAGACAGAUAAGGCACUUCCUGUUUCUGAGCUUCUUAACCUCCAGAGAAAGUCACCGAUGAUCCGCAGUCACAAGGCUGGCUCCAUGGAGGUCCUCUCAGAAACCUCCCCCAACCAUUCUUCUAAAAGCUGCACAUCUCAUCGACUCUUCCAGUCAUGUUGUCGCCAGUCUCCUGAGAUACAAGCAGUCAGCGGGCUAGGCUCGCUCUGCUCUGGCCUCUUCAAUGCCUCGGCCCUCGGGGUGUCCUGUAGCGCCCCCAACCUGCGGGACUACGUCCGCACACACCACUACCACCACCAAAAACCAUCCCUGUCCCCUGGCAGUCUGCCGUACAAGAUUGGCAUGUUUGAGCUGCUCUCUAUGCCGGCAGUAAAGAGAUUUUCUGUGUCGUUUGCCAGGCAUCCGACCAAUGGGUUUGAAGGCUGCUCCAUGGUGCCCUCUAUCUACCCACUGGAAACGCUACACAACCUGCUCUCCUUGAAGCAGGUGGAGGAAUUCCUCAGCAAAGUGUGUGAGAACAGCUGUGAGGCUCAGGCUAAAACUAUGAAAGCACUUUCUGGUUUGUUUAACUCGGAGAGUCAGACGUGUCUGGAUAGCCCUCAGCAGCCUCUGUCCUCCUCUGGAUCUGAGGCUUCACUCCAACCACGGAACCAGCCUCUGUGGCAUGGCAGCAUACCAUCCAGCACCGUCUCCAGUGCAGGUCCUUCAUCACCAGUCACAGAUAGCUCUGGUCUGAAAUUCAGCUUCAGUGAAUAGGACAACAGUCCAGAGACCACCAUGACGUCUGUCUACAGACCACCCGAACGUCUGUCUACAGACCACCCGAACGUCUGUCUACAGACCACUAGGACAUUUGUCCAUAGACCACCAGGACGUCUGUCUACAGACCACUUGGACAUCUGUCCACAGACCACCCGGACGUCUGUCUACAGACCACCCGAAUGUCUGUCCAAGAACCACCUGGACUUCUGUCCACAGACCGCUUGGACACCUAGUCCUUUCAGACAUUCAAACAGCUCCCAGACCAGCUCUGCCUGUUUAGAUGUUCCUAUAAGUGCCUGCUGGUUUUUCUUUUAGCCCAGCUGCUUGUUCAUUAUCGACAUCCUCAUUUAGGUUGGAAAUGUUUUGUCCAAACUGAAUAAACAAAGUCCUAAUCUGAAUGCUGAGAGAAGACACCUAGGAAAUAUCUGAGUUUGACUGCUGCACAGGCAUUAUGCUUUAAAUUAGAUCGUUUUUUUUUGUAGAAAGUCAGGCUGCAGGGAUCUGUGAAGAACCAAAUGUUUCUAUGUAAGCUUUACAGUGUUGACAGGCAGGUUUAACCUAAUUCUUCAUUUUAAUUUACUUUAAAAAAAAAUCUGUUUUAAGAAAAUUGUUUAAUUCAUUCCUUUUAAUUAUAGUUGUGCUAAGAAGGUCUGAUUUGUAAAACUGAUUCUGGUCUGAUUUUAUUGUGAAAUUAUUUUUAAAAUAUCCUGUUUGAUCUGAAUGUGGAAUAUUAUUUUUGUCAUCAUUACAAAUUAUUCUGGACAUUUGUCUGUUGUUUAUUGACUUUUAGUCCUUUUUCACCUUCGUUAAGGUUGUUUUACUGACUGAACAUUUUCUUUGAUGAACCUUCCGGACUGGAAGGUUUUCUUUGAGACCCAAGCCAGACUGAUCAGGCUUUAUUCUUAUCUUCUAUAUGAUUCUGCAGUUUAUUGGAAACAAAACUGUACAUGCACCUUAGAUUUAUUUGAGAUUAUGACUCAAAUUUAAUUUAGAUGAACUACUUUGGUAUUUCUCUCAUACCUGCAAACUUGGUGUGAAAAAGGUAACAACUGAAGUCCCUCCAAUAUGUUGGAAUAAUAUGUUGGAAUAAUAUGAAGUCCAAAUAAUAUGUUGGAAUCAUAAAUGUGAUUUAUUUUUUCAUCAAAAUGCAACCCAUUUUCUUCAAUGAGGUUUAGACAGCCACUCUGCUAAGAAAAAAAAAGAAAAUAUACCUGACAAAAAUGAAAUUAUUGGAGAUCAUCAUAUCUACAUUAAAUAUUAUUAUGACAUUAUUUCACAGAACACCAAAAAUGAAAACAUCUGAAAAUAUUCCAGAAUAAGAGAGGUUUUUAUCAUUUCAUAAGUGCUGCUGCUAUGAUGAGUUGGUUGUGAUUAAAUGUUUAGAAAGAGCUGCAGCGAAAUGCAGCUUUAUCUCAGCUGUUUGCUUGAAUACUUCAAUAAACCAUUACAAAGGG